CAUUGACAGUGACAACUAGAAGUAGGUUAAGUUAGAAAAUGGAAAACUAUUAAAAAACAUAAAAUAAUACCGUUUAUGUAUAAAAAAUAUGUGAAAUGAGCGAAGUUGAUGUAUUUAUUAGUAACUAUACGUUAGUAGAUCCCGAAAUUUACCAAUUAUGGGUAGACGGACACUCAGCUAGUGAAGCUGUAACUAUUUUAAAUAAUAAAGGAUUGGGUCAGCAAACCGGAGCUUCAAUAGAACUAAUAGCUAGCGAUGUAUUAGACCAUUACAGAACUUAUUCUUUAUUGGAAAAAUUAUUGGGUAAUCCAAGUAAACUACAAGAACAAUUUUUAUUUCAAAUUGAUCCCCAAACUCGCCUGUUUCUAAUUGAAAAGUAUUAUGAAUUUGAUGAUGAGGUAAUCAGGGAAGUGCUAGGCAAAAAAUUGUCAUCAAAAAACAGGAAAGAUUUGGAUGAAGUGGCGGAGAAAACUGGCAAACCAUUAAAAUCGUGUAGAAGACAAUUCGAUAAUGUUAAAAGAAUUUUCAAAGCUGUGGAAGAACUUCCUGGUAUAACAACAGAUAAUAUUAAAAAUAUAUUUUAUUUGCCUGAUGAACUUGUUAAAAAAUAUACUUGCAUAGCUUUUACGUCUUGUAUGCGAUUCGAAACGUCGAAGAAGAAAGUUCAGCACAUGUCAUUUAAUAGUUUUAGAAGUUGUUGUGAAGCUAUGAUCGAAAAUUGGACCUACAAUCUUCCAGGUACUGAAUAUAAUGAUUUAGAAAUGGAUAGGGAAUUCUUAUUUGAAUUGAGAGAUUUAAAGAUUCUUAUGGAUAGAGAUCGUGAACAUAAACAUUUACUUCUGGUACAUUUAAAACCAAAAUUAUUGCAAAAAAGUUAUAUAGAUUUGGAAUCAAACUUUAAACUGUACAAUAGAGCGAUAUUGACUUUAGCAAUGACUUUGCAUAGAUCGAGGGAUAUGAAAAACUUUUUUGUCGAUCUUUCGCAGAUAGUUGAUUAUUUUAAACAAGGUUUUUGGACGAAACAUGAUUUUGAGCAGUUCUUGUUAGCCUAUGCUCAACUAGCUGGAGAAAUUGAUCCUUUGAGGAGCAGUUCCACUUUUAAAUACAGUUGGGAAAAAUUUAUGAAAGUUAUUACUAAAUGUUUGUUGAUUAUGUACAGUUAAUUUUAUUAAAAAAAAUAGCUAGUCUCUCUA
Molecule: messenger RNA, 1193 nt
Organism: Psylliodes chrysocephalus
Lineage: Eukaryota; Metazoa; Arthropoda; Insecta; Coleoptera; Chrysomelidae
Source: the annotation of a GenBank genome assembly